GGGUUUAGCGCAGAGCCAGAACUAUAGCUGCGGAAAUAUAGACGCAUUCCUCCGCAGCCCUUAUCAUCCUGCUUCAGUUAAGAAGGAUAGAAAAAUAAUCUAAAAUGUCCUGUUAUUUCUUUAUAGGAAGUGUGGCUGACGCUGUAAUCUGGCCCAUUGCAAAAAUGGGCGCAGCAGCUUCCAUGAGGUCAGGAGAGGCGUGUGUGUGUAGUGUAAGCCUGGCUGCCUGCCGAUGGAGAGAGGGCACACACAUGUGUAUCUCCACAUGCUCAGAGCUGCAGCUCUCCUGGAGUCACCUGCAGGGAUAAUGGUCUGUGAUCACCUCUCUCCCACAUUCACUCUGGCUAGGUCCCAGCAGCUGUCACAGGAGGGCUCUGACAGCCAGCUGCCUGCAAGGAUUAACUAAUCACAGAACCUGAGGAUCUCAAUCAGCAUGAAGAAAAGGAAAAUCAGGCUGCAAUUCUAUUAGGAAAUAUGAAGGAUCAGGAGAAAACAGCACUUGCUUCUACCACCAUCACCCCAGUCCAGCAGAUUAUAGCAUCUUCUGCUGGUGCUCUGCUCACCUCACUUUUUGUAACGCCUCUGGAUGUUGUCAAGAUUCGACUUCAAGCACAAAGCAAACCUUUUAUUAAAGGGAACUGCUUUGUUUAUUGCAAUGGCCUCAUGGACCACCUCUGUGUUUGUCUGAAUGGAAACAGCAAAGCAUGGUACAAAGCACCGGGGCGAUUCAGAGGAACCGCGGAUGCGUUCGUCCAGAUUGUCAGAAAUGAAGGAGUCCGAUCACUGUGGAGUGGGCUUCCACCAACACUAGUAAUGGCUAUACCAGCUACUGCGAUUUACUUCACCUGUUACGACCAACUACGGGACCUAUUGAUACACCGAAUGCGUAGCACAGAGAGUGCCUGUCUCAUCGCUGGAGCCAUGGCCAGAUUGGGCUCUGCAACACUGAUUAGCCCCUUAGAGCUGAUCAGGACCAAGAUGCAGUUGCGACCACUGUCGUACAAGGAGCUGACGACGUGUAUCCAGAGCUCUGUGGCCAAGGAGGGCUGGCUGUCUCUAUGGAAGGGGUGGAGCCCCACUGUCAUGAGAGAUGUCCCAUUUUCUGCGAUGUACUGGUACAAUUACGAACUUGGGAGAAAAUGGCUGUGCCAGAGAUACAACAAACCGGAGCCAACCUUCACCAUCAGUUUUGCAGCUGGAGCCGCGUCCGGUUCAAUUGCUGCUAUAGUAACGUUGCCAUUUGAUGUUGUGAAAACACGAAGACAAAUUGAACUUGGAGAACUUGAGGUGUUAAACGAUUCACAGAAAAGAUCUAGGUCAACGUGGAAGAUAAUGUAUUCCAUUAUGUCUGAGAAUGGGUUCAGAGGCCUCUUUGCUGGUUUGAGUCCUCGUUUAAUGAAAAUCGCACCAGCUUGUGCCAUAAUGAUCAGCACUUAUGAAUUUGGAAAAUCUUUUUUUCGCAAGUUAAAUAGUGAACAACAGCUGAAAACAUUGUGAUCGUUGCCGGCGUUCAAGCAGAAAAACGUACCCGCAUCAUAUUCUGAUUACAGACUCUUGUAUAUGCAUACACCUAGCUUAUACCACCCCUGUUAUGGCAGAUGUCCUCAGUGAGUACAUGGCUGUGGUAUGAUGCAUAAAACACACAUCUACACUGGUCAAGAAUGUACAUUGUACAAGAACGCUGCACUACCUCGUGCCUCAGUGGUGCCUCUGGAUCAUAGUGCAUGGAUAAUCUGCAUAGUCAUGAAUAUUGAUUCAGCACCCAAAACCAGUCUACCAUGUGUAGGGAACAGCCCACUCUAAUGCAGCCCAUGCAUCUAAGGGUGAUUCACCGAUGCUGAUCCGAUUGGCAGACUCUGAUGAUCGCCAAUUUCUCAGGGGAUUGUUGUAAAAAAUCAUGACUCGCCAAUUCCAAUCAUUUUUGGGUCGGAAUUGGCAAAUUGAGAUUGGCAAAAUCCAACAUGUUGGACAGUCUCUUGACCCAGUCGUCGGCAGACGGAUGAAUUGCCCCAAUUAAUUGCAGAUGUACUGUAUGGGUCUCCUCUCAGGUUAUAUCCCCAUAAUAUAGCAUUAGUUAUAUAUUACGUUCAUCUUCAAACAUCUCUUUCUGGGGUGCACUCUAUGCCUUAAAAUGGGCAUACACUAUACAAUUAUCUGGCAGAUAAUCUGUG
Messenger RNA from Pseudophryne corroboree (corroboree frog), 2171 nucleotides. RefSeq names its product solute carrier family 25 member 40 (gene SLC25A40). The coding region runs from base 475 to 1497 and encodes 340 amino acids. The transcript is spliced from 12 exons. NCBI's taxonomy places the organism in Eukaryota, Metazoa, Chordata, Amphibia, Anura, Myobatrachidae. The record is from RefSeq and is a predicted model, not a curated record. Gene Ontology annotation, cellular component: mitochondrion. Gene Ontology annotation, biological process: mitochondrial transmembrane transport.